AUGUCCUAUCAACAAUCUUAUCCAUCACAACCACCUCGUAGUCAUUCGCCUAAUCCACCCUACCCGUCUUCUCCCGGCCGAUCUCCAUCCAGAAAUGGAGCUCCACCCGCACCAUAUGAACAAUACUAUCAUCCAACCCAAUCACCACCAUUAGGCCCUUAUCAUUCUCAAUCUCAUUUAGAUCACAGUCAAAGUCAAGUAUUUUACCCAGAAGAAUCAGGUGAAAAAGUCCCUUUGACUUCGACUGCUGCUCCUUUAGCUGGUUAUCCACAACCUCAUUUACAUCAUCAACAUUCUCAAACUCGUCUUCAAUAUCCUCCUCAUCAAGGCUUCAGUCAAAGUUCCCCUUCUAUUGCUGCUUCUGAAGAUGAUUGGCGUAGAAGAGCUCGUCCUAUUCAACGUGGGAUCACUAGACGUGUAAAACUUACGCAAGGUAAUUUUAUCAAUGAUUAUCCUGUACCAAAAGCAAUUUCAAACUCUGUAGAACAAAAAUAUAAACAACAAGCAGGUGAUAGUAAAGAAUUCACACAUUUAAGAUAUGCAGCAGCUACAUGUGAUCCGGAUGAUUUUACUCCAAUGAAUGGUUGGAAAUUAAGAAGCGCAAGAGAUGAUCGCGAAACGGAAUUGUUAAUCGCAGUAACUUAUUAUAACGAAGAUAAAAUUUUGUUUGCCAGAACGAUGCAUGGAGUGAUGAUGAAUAUUCGUGAUAUUUGUAGAUCUAAUUCUAAGUUUUGGAAUGGUAAAGGUGGUGGUGAAGAUGGAAAGAAAACAGGUGAAGGUUGGAAACGAAUUGUGGUUUCAUUAAUCUUUGAUGGAAUUGGACCUUGUGAUAAAAACGUGUUGGAUGUUUUAUCUACAAUCGGUGUUUAUCAAGAUGGUUUAAUGAAAAAAGAAAUCGACGGAAAAGAAACCGUAGCCCAUAUCUUCGAAUACACCACUCAACUUUCAAUAGAUUCGAAACCAUCAUUAGUAGCACCAGUUCUAGAAGCUUCAGCAGAAGCAGCUAAAUCGAAUCUAGUACCGGUUCAAUUGAUUUUUUGUUUAAAACAAAAGAAUGCGAAGAAAAUCAACUCUCAUCGUUGGUUAUUCAAUGCGAUUGCAAAACAACUUAAACCUGAAGUUUGUAUUUUGAUUGAUGCUGGUACCAAACCUGGUAAACGUUCCCUUUAUUAUCUUUGGCAAGCAUUUCAUAAUAAUCGUAAUCUAGGUGGUGCUUGUGGUGAAAUUUACGCCAUGUUGAAGAGUGGAAAGAAGUUAUUAAAUCCAUUGGUAGCAGCUCAAAACUUUGAAUAUAAGAUGUCAAACAUUUUAGAUAAACCAUUAGAAUCAGCUUUCGGUUAUGUAUCAGUGUUACCGGGUGCCUUUUCAGCUUAUCGUUAUGCAGCCUUACAAGGUAGACCAUUACAACAAUACUUUCACGGUGAUCAUACUUUAGCCGAUAGGUUAGGCAAAAAAGGUGUUAAUGGCAUGGGAAUCUUUACCAAGAAUAUGUUUUUGGCUGAAGAUCGAAUCUUGUGUUUCGAAUUAGUUGCUAAAGCUAAUGAUGCUUGGGUUUUAUCUUAUGUUAAAGAGGCUAAAGGAGAAACUGAUGUACCUGAACAAGCUGCUGAAUUGAUUUCUCAAAGAAGAAGAUGGCUCAAUGGAUCUUUUGCUGCUUCAGUUUAUGCUACUAUUCAUUUCUUUAGAUUCUAUAAAUCCGGUCAUAAUCCAAUUCGUCUUUUGAUGUUUCACAUUCAAGCUCUCUUUAACUUGGCUCAAUUAGUUUUUACGUGGUUUGCACCUGCCAACUUAUGGCUUACUUUCAGUAUCAUUAUUGCUCUCUUACCCCACAAUGGGAUCUUCUUAUUCAAAGACGAAGUCAUCACUCAUUGGGUUAAUUUAUCAUGUCAAUGGGUUUACUUAGGAGCCUUGGCUUUACAAUUCGUUUUAGCACUUGGAAAUCGUCCAAAGGGUGAACAAACCACAUACGUGAUUUGUUUGGUCAUCUUUGGAAUUCUCUCUUACUACCUACUCGCUUGUGCAGCACUUUUAACAGUUAAAGCUUUCAGUAGUAUCGAUUUUGAUGGUUCACCUACAAUCAAAGAAAAGUUUACGGUCUUGAUUAGUGGUACCAAUGGAGUCUUAUUAGCUGCUUUGGUUUCAACUUAUGGAAUCUAUUUGAUUGCUUCGAUCUUGUAUGCUGAUCCUUGGCAUAUGCUCUCGUCUUUUCCACAAUACAUGGCUUUGGCACCUUCGUUUACCAAUGUCUUGAAUGUAUACGCAUUUUGUAACCUUCACGACGUAUCAUGGGGAACAAAAGGAUCAGACAAAGCAGACGCAUUACCAUCAGUUCAAUCAUCUAAAGAAAAAACAGAAGAAGCAGCCACAGUGGCUGAUGUGGUCAGAACAGAAGAAGAUUUGGACGCUAAUUUCAAAACUGUAGUUGGUAGAGCUAUAUCUGCUUGGGAUGCGGUGGAAGUCAGAGAAAGACCUACGGAAGAUGAUGGGAACAAAACUUUCAGAACUCGUUUGGUGUCGGUUUGGAUGUUGUCUAAUGCUGCUCUUGCUGUUGCUAUCGCGAAUGUCAAUGGAUUGAACACUUCUGUUAGUGAUGAAGAGAAGAAACAAUCAACUUAUUUUAAUAUCAUUCUUUGGUCUACAUUUGGAUUAUCUGCGGUUAGAUUUAUUGGAUCUGUUUACUUUUGGUUGGUUAGGAAUUCAACUAGAUGUUGUAAGAAAACAUAA
Molecule: messenger RNA, 2724 nt
Organism: Melampsora larici-populina 98AG31
Lineage: Eukaryota; Fungi; Basidiomycota; Pucciniomycetes; Pucciniales; Melampsoraceae
Product: family 2 glycosyltransferase
Exons: 16
Coding region: 1-2724 (907 amino acids)
Cellular component (GO): cell septum; cell periphery
Molecular function (GO): chitin synthase activity
Source: RefSeq, a predicted model, not a curated record